This is a messenger RNA of Gracilinanus agilis (Agile Gracile Mouse Opossum), 2308 nucleotides long. RefSeq names its product transforming growth factor beta 1 induced transcript 1 (gene TGFB1I1). Lineage: Eukaryota; Metazoa; Chordata; Mammalia; Didelphimorphia; Didelphidae. The record is from RefSeq and is a predicted model, not a curated record. The coding region runs from base 40 to 1431 and encodes 463 amino acids. The transcript has 11 exons.
UGCUGCUACCCCUCAGCCAGCCAGCCCGGCACCCCAGCCAUGGAGGACCUGGAUGCUCUUUUGUCUGACCUGGAGUCUACAACAUCCCACAUUCCCCGGGCUGGGGCUCUUAGGGACCAGCCCCAAGAAGCCACCACGGCUCCUCCUCCCUAUACCCAGCAACAACAGGUAAGAAAAGCAGCACUAAGAGGGGAAACUUCUGGGGCCUCAGGAGACAAAGACCAUCUAUACAGCACCGUGUGUAAGCCUCGGUCCCCAAAGCCUGCAGCACCCCCAUUCUCGUCCAGUGGUGUCCUUGGUGCUGGGCUCUGUGAGCUGGACCGCCUACUACAAGAGCUCAAUGCCACCCAAUUCAAUAUCACAGAUGAAAUCAUGUCCCAGUUCCCAUCCAGCAAGGCCACUGAUGGGGAACGAAAGGAAGAGCAAUCUGAGGAAAAGAAAAGGCCCACCACCCCCCCUAGCCCGACGCCUUCACUGCCAAAACCUUCAGCCACCUCAGCUACCUUGGAACUGGACAAGCUGAUGGCGUCUCUUUCUGAUUUCCGUGUCCAGAACCAUCUUCCUGCCUCUGGGUCUACCCCAAAACCAGAACUGAGCUCAGUGAGUGAUACCACACCACCAACCACCACCUCAGGGCCCACCACUGAGGGCAGUCUGGACACCAUGCUGGGGCUGCUGCAGUCAGACCUCAGUCGACAGGGAGUCCCCACCCAGGCCAAGGGCCUUUGUGGUUCCUGCAAUAAACCCAUUGCUGGGCAGGUAGUGACAGCUCUUGGCCGGACUUGGCACCCAGAGCACUUUUUAUGCGGAGGGUGCUCCGUGGCUCUGGGAGGCAGCAGCUUCUUUGAAAAGGACGGGGCCCCUUACUGCCCUGAAUGCUACUUCGAGCGCUUCUCCCCGCGCUGUGGUCUCUGCAAUCAGCCCAUUCGCCACAAGAUGGUCACCGCCUUAGACACCCAUUGGCACCCUGAACAUUUCUGCUGCGUCAGCUGCGGGGAACCCUUUGGGGAAGAGGGGUUCCACGAGCGGGAGGGUCGCCCGUAUUGCCGCCGGGAUUUUCUGCAGCUGUUCGCCCCCCGCUGCCAAGGUUGCCAGGGUCCGAUCCUGGAGAACUACAUCUCGGCUCUGAGUGCGCUCUGGCACCCGGACUGCUUCGUCUGCAGGGAGUGCUUUACGCCCUUCUCGGGAGGCAGCUUCUUUGAGCACGAGGGGCGCCCGCUCUGCGAAAGCCACUUCCAUGCCCGGCGCGGAUCCCUCUGCGCCACCUGCGGCCUCCCGGUCACCGGCCGUUGCGUUUCGGCGCUGGGACGCCGCUUCCACCCGGACCACUUCACCUGCACCUUCUGUCUGCGCCCGCUCACCAAGGGCUCCUUCCAGGAGCGCGCGGACAAGCCCUACUGCCAGUCCUGCUUCUUCAAGCUCUUCGGUUGAGCCCCCACCCACUCUCCCACGAGGAGGUCCCACCGCAAGGAUAGAACCCUACCAAGAAAGGCCUUCUUACCCAUUCCGAGGAGAGGCUGCACACCGAAGGAAGGCCCGCCCUCCCCCCUCAAAAGCUGGUUCCAGAUUAGACUACGUUCCCAGUGAAGCCUGGCUGGGGAACUAGAUCCCUGUCCAAAGUGAGGUCCUUUCCCUCCCCUAGGCUGGCUCAAAAAUAGAGCACAUUCCCAGAGCACUUUGCCUUUUAAUUAGAACCCAAGACCAGCAGACUCCCAUCCCUUAAGACUCCAGUCCAAAGGGAGGUCGGGUUUAAGAAUGGACCAAGGCUCCAGGUGCCCAUUAAAUAGAACCCAGGCCCAGGAGGUCCACACCUAUCACAUAAGGACCACCUCGAGGGAGGUGUUCUCCCUCCUACAGGAAACAAGGCUUCCUGGGAAGUGGCCCUUCUCAGAAGCGGCCCAACUCUUCCCUGAAGCUCCAUCCCUCGGGAGAAUGUGAAUGGAGAGACAAAGGAGUGUGUAGUGAAUCCCCUUCUGGGGAAGGGAGUGGGAGGGGGAGGGAAAAGGGGGAAGUGAAGUCAGCCUUACACUGGUUGACUCAAGCCACUCCACAGGAAUAGACUUUCAGGGUAUACUUAACUUGGUUGAGGGCUCUUGUCUAGGGUUCCCCAGUUGUGGGUAAUAGGAUCCCUCUCUAGGUUUUAAAGCACUUGCAUCUUACUAAGAAAGGAAAGCGCUUAAGGGAAUGGGACCAGGUCCUAGAAAACUGAGGAUCCAAAUUCUGCCUCAGAGUACUUUCUGAGCAUCCUGAGUGUCCCUCACUGCUGUCCUCACCUAUCUCUAUAUAAAUACACAUCUCACCAACUGGC